GCGGCGGGUAUCAGCAUAGGGACUACAACGCCCACAAUCGGUCUUCCACGGCGCAUGCGCGGAGCGGGUAACAGGAGCUGUCCGCGUCUGUAGUGCUGCUCUGAUUUCGUUGAACGCGUUUGAGUGGGUUUAUGGACGCGAUGGAAGAAGAACUGAAAUGCCCGGUUUGCGGUUCUCUCUUUAAGGAGCCAAUUAUUUUACCGUGCUCUCAUAAUGUCUGCCUGGCGUGUGCCCGGAAUAUCAUCGUGCAGACCCCGGAGGGAGAGACCCCACCGCAGAACCGAUGCUCCUCGGACUAUGACUAUCUGGAUAUGGACAAGAUGAGCAUGUACAGCGAGACGGACAGCGGCUACGGCUCAUACACGCCGUGCCUGAAAUCUCCCAACGGAGUGCGCGUGUUCCCGCCGGUGCACCGCCACUGCUCCAUCACCUGCCCGCUGUGCCAUUGCAGCGUGUCCCUGGAGGAGCGCGGGCUCCGCGGCUUCCAGCGCAACCGGCUGCUGGAGGCGAUCGUGUCCCGCUACCAGCAGAGCCGCGCCGCCACCGUCAAAUGCCAGCUGUGCGACCGCAACCCGGUGGACGCCACGGUGAUGUGCGAGCAGUGCGAUGUGUUCUACUGCGCUCCGUGCCAGCAGCGCUGCCACCCCUCCCGCGGACCGCUGGCCAAACACCGGCUGCUGCCGCCCACUCCAGCGCAGGCGGGGACCGCGUCCGCGCGCAGACAGGUGACCUGCGUGGACCACGAGGCGGAGAACUACAGCAUGUACUGCGUCAGCUGCCAGACCCCCGUGUGCUACCAGUGUCUGGAGGAGGGCAAACACGGCAAGCACGACGUGAAGCCCCUGGCCGCCAUGUGGAAACAACACAAGUGUCAGCUGUCCCAGGCAUUGAAUGGAGUGUCUGACAAAGCCAAGGAGGCCAAGGAGUUCCUGAUGCAGUUGAAGAACCUGCUUCAGCAGAUACAGGAGAACGGCGUUGAGUUUGAGGCAUGUCUGGUUGCUCAGUGUGACGCUCUGAUUGAAGCGCUCACUCGGCAGAGGGCCAAACUGCUCACCAAGGUCACAAAGGAGAAAGAGAGUAAGCUGAAGACUGUAAAGGAUCAGAUAACUCACUGCACCAUGAAGCUCCGACAGACCACAGGAAUGAUGGAAUUCUGUCUGGAGGUUAUUAAAGAGAACGAUCCCAGUGGAUUCUUACAGAUCUCAGAUGCGUUGAUAAAGCGUGUCCUGGCGUCUCAGGAACAGUGGGUAAGAAGUGCAUUGGAGCCAAAGGUCUGCCCAGAAUUUGCUUUGACCGUCAACACAGAUCCUCUGAUGCAGUCGAUUCUCCAGCUGGACUUCUCCCAGAAUAAAGAUGGUCAGGAGGCUGCUUUAUUGAAACAAAUGCAUGCAGGUGACCAGAAAGAGGAGGAGAGCACAGGAGCGGAGACCUCCACAGUGCCUCCUGCACCGCUGUUGCAGUUGGAAAAAUGCUGCAUGCGGAACAACAGUGCCACUCUGGCCUGGAGGAUAACUACUGUCCAAGCCCUGCCUGUAGAGGGUUAUGUGCUGGAGCUGGAUGACGGGAAUAGUGGGCCUUACCGGGAAGUCUAUGUUGGGAAAGAGACCAUCUGUACAGUGGACGGCCUUCAUUUCAAUAGUUCAUACAACGCUCGAGUCAAAGCGUACAACUCUGCUGGCGUGGGAGCGUACAGCAAAGUUGUUGUUUUGAAAACGUCUGAUGUGGCAUGGUUCACCUUUGACUCUACAUCAGCUCACAGAGACAUUGUCCUAUCUAAUGAAAACCAGACUGUGACUUGUAACAGUUAUGAUGAUCGUGUGGUACUUGGAACGGCUGCCUUCUCCAAGGGCGAGCAUUACUGGGAACUUAGUGUGGAUCGCUAUGACAACCACCCUGACCCCGCAUUCGGUGUGGCCCGGAUUAAUACUAUGAAGGACAUGAUGCUAGGGAAGGACGAUAAGGCCUGGGCCAUGUAUGUGGACAACAAUCGCUCCUGGUUCAUGCACAACAACUCCCACACCAACAGGGCUGAGGGUGGCAUCACAAAGGGUUCGACUGUGGGGAUUCUGUUAGACCUGACAAAACAUACCCUGACCUUCUUCAUCAACAAACAGCAGCAUGGACCCGUGGCUUUCGAGAACCUGGAGGGUGUGUUCAUGCCCGCAGUUAGCCUCAACCGCAACGUCCAGGUGACUCUAAUCACAGGUCUGGAAGUCCCUAAGAGCAACAAGUGAACAUCGUGGACCAAUAAGAACGAGCCAGACCUUUCUUGUUAGACAAAUCAGUGCUCUACUCUGCUCUUAUACUGCACUGACAUAUAAUGCUAAUAUUAAUAAUACCCCCCCCCCAUGGUCAUAUGGGUGAUUUGCAUUGCAGUGUUUACAAAUCAUUCCCAUGUUUACAGAAAAGCAAAUCGCGAUGUCCCCACAGGGGACAAAACUGGAGUCUGACCAAAAGCACUUUGAAGUAGAGUAAUGCCUCUUUUUCAUACCUCCAACGAAAGAUAGCAGUUUCAAAAACAUAUUUGGAUUAAAACCAAUUUAUCAGCCAUUUGUUAGCAAUGGAACAGAGUGAUCAAACGCAACUGAUAGUGAUCCAACAACUGUGAGACACAAAUCUCAGGUUUACUCACCUUUAAUGUGCUUCAGAAGCCCUCAGAAAUAUCAUCACUCAGACCAUGAAUCUGGGGUGCUGGGAUUGAAAAAGUCCCGGUCAAGCCAAAAGCCCUGCGUCAGAUAUUGGUGAAGUUUACAGUCUCUUCAGUUCAUAGUUCCACAAGUAAAAUUGUAAAUCUUAUGGCUAAUAUCACACUUCUGCUGAAUAAGCUGCAAAAUUUGAGGAAAAAACAACAACAAUGAUUGUAGCACAAACAUUGCCGGAUGAGUUACAUGCUGAAGUGUAAUACUUCAUGUAUGCACAAUUCUUUUAGCAAACAGCACUAAAACACACAGGAAAAAGCUCCAGGUUUACAGAAAUUAUAUAAUACCUGCCACUGGAGACAGACUGUGCCCUCACCGCCAAGUAGACUCAGCCUUGGUGCUU
Messenger RNA from Carassius carassius (crucian carp), 3042 nucleotides. RefSeq names its product E3 ubiquitin-protein ligase TRIM9-like. The transcript has 11 exons. Bases 132 to 2234 code for a protein of 700 amino acids. The record is from RefSeq and is a predicted model, not a curated record. NCBI's taxonomy places the organism in Eukaryota, Metazoa, Chordata, Actinopteri, Cypriniformes, Cyprinidae. Gene Ontology annotation, molecular function: zinc ion binding; protein binding.